Molecule: messenger RNA, 816 nt
Organism: Darwinula stevensoni
Lineage: Eukaryota; Metazoa; Arthropoda; Ostracoda; Podocopida; Darwinulidae
Source: the annotation of a GenBank genome assembly
AUGAAGCCGACACGUACCCAGGUGACCUAUGACAUCGUCGAGAAUUUCGCGUUGAGGCACGACACAGCCUCCGUUCAAGAAGAGGAGAUGGGAAAGAUAAUGUUGCAAAAAAACUCAUAUUUGGUCAGGGGUGAUUAUACUGGAUCCAACAUUAGGAAAUGGAUGUACAAAAAGAAUUUCCAGACCAAGGACAGAAUGAAGAGGGAGAGUGAUGCAGAUGUGACCCUGAUCGGCGGCAGACCCGUCCGACCGGCAAUCGAAAGCAGUCCUAUCCGUGGACGGGAAAAUGUUGGAGGCAACUUGGAAGAAAUGAUUUUAGAUCUGCGGACAAAAACACAAGAACAAAUCCAGCAACUGAAGUCUGAAAAUGAACUCUUGCGGAAUGACAAGGAAAGCCUCAGGGACGAAUACAAGAAAAUAAAGUAUGACUUUGAGAACUUGAGGAAGGCUACUGUGAAGCUGAAUGCUGACUACGAGAACAUGAGAAAAGACCAGGAAAAACUAAUGUCUAGCUUGGAGGAACAUCUCCAGGAAAGAGACAAACUUAAACUUCAACUUAACACCACGGAAGGAAGACUCCAAUAUCUGGAGGCUAUUAGCCUGCAAAUAGAGACCAUUGCAAACUGCUUCUGUGGAUUUGGCUUUUAUUCCGGACCAAGGGUGCCAGCGUCAGCCAAUGAAGGGGCUCUGACCAUUAUUGAUGUCAUUAGCGGAGGGACCUUCGUCAACAUCGACAAAAUAGCACCACGCUUCGCCGAACACGAUGACUUUGAUGACGAUAAAGUCGAGGACAUCGUUGCCAAGGGGUCUUACUAA